Molecule: messenger RNA, 1406 nt
Organism: Solea senegalensis (Senegalese sole)
Lineage: Eukaryota; Metazoa; Chordata; Actinopteri; Pleuronectiformes; Soleidae
Product: solute carrier family 35 member F2-like
Exons: 8
Coding region: 44-1354 (436 amino acids)
Biological process (GO): transmembrane transport
Cellular component (GO): membrane
Molecular function (GO): transmembrane transporter activity
Source: RefSeq, a predicted model, not a curated record
AAAAGCUUCUCACAUGUGACUCCUCCAUCACGGUUGUGGCGACAUGGAAACGAAAGAGUCUGAGGACGAAUCCCGCUACGAGGAAAGCUACAAGAACCAGAGCACUGCACUCAUGAUGAGGAUUCGGAAAUUCAAGAUGAAGGAGGUUCUCACCUGGCAACUGGCCAAGACGCUGGCCAUGGGUCAGGGCCUGGCUGUGCUCAUCUGUGGCACGGCCAUCAGCUCCCAGUAUCUGGCCACCAAAUUUCAUGUGAACACACCCAUGCUGCAGAGCUUGUUGAACUACACCUUACUGUGUGCCACUUACACAACCAUGCUGCUCUGCAGAACAGGGGAUGGCAAUAUUUUUCAGAUUCUGAGGAGCCGAUGGUGGAAGUACCUUCUGCUUGGGCUGGUGGACGUGGAAGCCAACUACGCUGUGGUUAAAGCCUACCAGUACACCACCCUCACCAGCAUACAGCUGUUGGACUGCUUCGUGGUGCCAGUCCUAAUGCUCCUGUCCUGGUGGGUGUUGAAGACGCGCUACAGGCUGGUCCACUAUGUAGCCGUCUGUAUCUGUCUGCUCGGGGUGGGGGCCAUGGUGGGGGCUGACCUGCUGGCAGGAAGAGACCAGGGUUCCACCUCAAACAUCUUGUUAGGUGAUGGAUUGGUGCUGAUCAGUGCUACACUGUACGCUGUGUCAAAUGUGUGUCAGGAAUACACAGUGAAGAACCUGAGCAGAGAGGAGUUCCUGGGCAUGAUCGGUCUGUUCGGCACCGUCAUCAGCACUGUGCAGAUGGUGAUCCUGGAACGUAAUGAAGUUACAAACAUUCAGUGGAGCUGGGAAGUUGGGCUCCUGUUUGCUGCCUUUGCAUUGUGUAUGUACACUCUGUACAGUUGCAUGCCCAUCGUGGUGAGGCUCAGCAGCGCCACCUCCGUCAACCUCUCCCUGCUCACUGCUGACCUCUUCAGCCUUUUCUGUGGAAUCUUCCUCUUCCGCUACCAUUUCUCUGGACUCUACCUGGUGUCACUGGUGGUCAUCCUCAUCGGCUUCAUCACCUACAAUGUUGUGCCAACACCUACAGCCCCCACAGACCCCUCCUCUUCCUCCUCCUCCUCCUCCUCUUCCAUCUGUGAAGAAGGACAGUGUGAUGUGGCAUCUCAGAAUGAAAUGACAAAGCAGGAAUUAGCUGUGAAGAUCACCACUGAGGAGGGGAGAGGUGAUGAAGAGGAGCAGUCAGCUGAUGAAGAGAAGAAGAAUGGGUGGAAAGAAGAGAAGAACAGGAGGUGGAAGAAGAGGAGAGCUACAGGGCCACCACAGCGCCUUGAAGGACAGAACGAUGUUGUUGUUGUUAGACACAGCACUAAAAUGUGAAUAACAGUGCGACAGCCUGUUAAUAUGCCAUGUAUAUACAUUUUUAAACACA